AAGAUGACCGACAUCAUUUCUUUCACGGCUGCGUUUUCCACCGCUCGUGUAUGACAAACACCAAGGAACACGGCUGUGUGUUUGUGUGAAUUGCCUGUCUUCUCAAAAGCCGCUACCGUCGAUGAAAGACCCCAUGAGGAAAAUGCGAAAAAAGUAGUUCAGCGUCUCGGGCAACAACUCUUUUUGUUCCCUCACUGCAGCUAAGCGACAGCAACGAAGAACGCAACAUUUGACUGAAGUGUGAACACGGCAGCCCAGCUCCACGAGAGAGGUAAUCAUGCGAUUAACAGGCCCCAUGCGAGCUGUGGCUGUGCUGCUCUUGGUUGGACUCAUAUGGCUGCUGGCAAGCGCAAUGUUUGGAGAAGAAAGUGCUGCUUUUGUGCAUCAUUUCCUCAAUAGUGCAAGCCAGGAACCAACCCAUGCUGAAGUUCGACCACGAAGGUAUAAAUGCGGCCUUUCAGCAGCAUGCCCCCCCAAACAUCUGGCUUUCCGCCUCGUAUCGGGAGCUGCCAACGUCAUUGGGCCCAAAAUCUGUCUGGAGGAUAAGAUGUUAUUAAGCAGCGUGAAAAACAACGUUGGCAGAGGAUUAAACAUUGCUUUGGUGAAUGGGGUGACAGGCGAACCUUUGGAAACAAAGACCUUUGACAUGUGGGCAGGAGAUGUUUCUGACCUAUUGAAAUAUCUCCGACCGCUCCACGAGGGAACACUGGUGUUUGUGGCCUCCUUUGAUGAUCCAGCUACAAAGUUGAAUGCAGAGUCUCGGCGACUCUUUGAGGAGCUCGGGAGCACUGCCGUCAAGGAAUUAGCUUUUCGGGACAGCUGGGUGUUUGUUGGUGCCAAGGGCAUCGACAACAAGAGUCCAUUUGAACAGCGGAUGAAGAACAGUAAGAGCAGCAACAAAUACGAAGGAUGGCCAGAGUCACUGGAGAUGGAUGGCUGUAUUCCCUUACGGCCUGCUGUGGAAGUUUAAUUCAGUCCUUUGCAGUAAACGUUUCAAUUACAACCGACCACCUGACUGAUUGAAGCCAAGGAGCAACUGAAUGUGCACCCUGAUUAAGUCACACACACAGAUCGUGGUCGCGGGAUGUGAUCUUGAAAGUAGUAAAUGUGGGGAGUGCUUGUGAAAGAUUUUCGGAUAAUACGGAAGCAAUGUGUGUGGGCAAGGUUGUAAAAGGGAAAUUUGAGAGGUGAAGAUCUACUACCAAAGGAGCUGGAGUCGGUCUUCCUUGAAAAGAAAGUGAUACUUCUCCCUGCCAAAAAAC
Messenger RNA from Hippocampus comes (tiger tail seahorse), 1262 nucleotides. It is a transcript of the gene fam3a, whose product is annotated as FAM3 metabolism regulating signaling molecule A. NCBI's taxonomy places the organism in Eukaryota, Metazoa, Chordata, Actinopteri, Syngnathiformes, Syngnathidae. The coding region runs from base 278 to 970 and encodes 230 amino acids. The record is from RefSeq and is a predicted model, not a curated record. The transcript is spliced from 10 exons.